AUGAAGCUCCUCAUCGCCCUCCUUCUCCUCCUCACAUCAACUCUCUCCCUGGCAUUCCCAACUCUACCACCAAUUCCCGACAUAUUUAACGGCACCUCCUCCCUUGCUCCCCGCAACAAGGACGGCGUGCACUGCUGUGACAACAACGGCCGCGGUUGGAAAUACGUCCCCGUCAAAAAAUUCGAACCCCUCAUCCACGAUCUCAAAGACUACUACUUCGGAAACGACCACAACAUCCAACUCACUCCCGGCCCCGCUGCUUGCAAAAGUCUCGAACCAUGUCGCGGUGGAGCUCAGAUUUUGAUUUGCAAUGAUCAACGGAACUGGAUCGCGCCAGAUCGUCUAUAUAUUGCUUCGUAUGCAGAGGACAUUAUCAGACAAUGCUCGGUCUAUAAGGAGGUUUCGCAUGCUAUUUUUGCGUGGCAGGUUUGUGGACAGGAGUUUGAUACUGAUCAGUAUAAUGUUAUUUUGAAGGGGUGUUAG
Molecule: messenger RNA, 483 nt
Organism: Glarea lozoyensis ATCC 20868
Lineage: Eukaryota; Fungi; Ascomycota; Leotiomycetes; Helotiales; Helotiaceae
Exons: 3
Coding region: 1-483 (160 amino acids)
Source: RefSeq, a predicted model, not a curated record